AUGAUCGGGCUUAACACAGGAGUUGAUGAUUCUUGGAUUCUCCCUUCGGAAGUACGAGUCGCUGUCAAGAGCAUGAAACCUGGCACAGCUCCCGGACCUGAUUUUAUAUCAACAGACUUUCUUCGGGCUGGUGGCCAUCUUCAUGUAAUCUUAGCAGCGCACAUGACAUCCUAUCUUCAGAAAGGAAGGAUCCCAGACCAGUGGAAGACCUCGCAAACCGUUUUUAUCCAUAAGGAAGGUGACCGAGAGGACCUUCGGAACUACCGUCCGAUAUGCUUGCUGAGCGUGUUAUACAAAGUAUUCACCAAGAUCAUCCUCACGCGCAUAGCUGGGACGCUGGAUGAAGCCCAUCCUCAAGAACAAGCUGGAUUCCGUCAGGUGUUCAGCUGCUUGGACCACAUCCAGACCGUGUCGAGGGUCAUAGAGGUUUGCCGGGAAUACCGCCUGCCCCUUGUUCUAACUUUCGACUAUGAGAAAGUCUUUGACAGCGUAGAAACGAAUGCAUUUCUGUCAGCGCUGGUCGGUCAAGGUGUGGACGCGUCAUAUGUGAGGACAUUAGCCAAUUGCUACGAUAGAUGCACGACUAGGAUACAGCUUUUCCACCUACAGCUUUUCCACCAGAAAGUAGCAUACGUGUUGAUGGAAGAUUUCUCUCGAAGCUUCGUUUCGCGGGCGACAUCGUUCUCUUUUCGAGCAGUUCCAAUGAAGCAGAAACGAUGCUCAACGGAAUGA
Necator americanus (New World hookworm) is the source of this 732-nucleotide messenger RNA. RefSeq lists its product as uncharacterized. The record is from RefSeq and is a predicted model, not a curated record. The coding region runs from base 1 to 732 and encodes 243 amino acids. NCBI's taxonomy places the organism in Eukaryota, Metazoa, Nematoda, Chromadorea, Rhabditida, Ancylostomatidae. The transcript has a single exon.